AUGUCUAAGAUUUCAAAAGACACUCUUAACGAAGCUAUAAACAACGUUCUUAAGGCUGCACAAGACAAGAAACGUAAGUUCCGUGAGUCAGUCGAACUUCAAAUUGGUCUUAAGAAUUAUGAUCCACAAAAGGACAAACGUUUCAGUGGUACUAUUAGACUUAAGCACAUCCCACGCCCAGGAAUGAAAGUAUGUGUUUUGGGAGAUCAAAAACAUCUUGAUGAAGCUCAAGCAAAUGGAUUCCCAUGUAUGUCUGCUGAUGACCUUAAAAAGCUCAACAAGGACAAGAAACUUAUUAAGAAACUUGCCAAAAAAUACGAUGCUUUUAUUGCUUCUGACACUUUGAUUAAGCAAAUUCCACGUAUUCUUGGACCAGGACUUAACAAAGCCGGAAAAUUCCCUUCUGUUGUUACCCACAAUGAAACUCUUGAAUCAAAGAUUAAUGAAAUUAAGGGUACUAUCAAAUUCCAAAUGAAGAAGGUACUUUGCCUUUCUACUGCUAUUGGACACGUUGAGAUGCAACAAGAAGAAUUGACUUCUAAUCUUUCUCUUGCUAUCAAUUUCUUAGUCUCUCUUUUAAAGAAGAACUGGCAAAAUGUACGUUCCCUUCACAUUAAGUCUACUAUGGGACCAGUUCAACGUAUCUAUUAA
Strongyloides ratti is the source of this 651-nucleotide messenger RNA. Its product is annotated as 60S ribosomal protein L10a. Gene Ontology annotation, biological process: translation. The record is from RefSeq and is a predicted model, not a curated record. Lineage: Eukaryota; Metazoa; Nematoda; Chromadorea; Rhabditida; Strongyloididae. Gene Ontology annotation, cellular component: large ribosomal subunit. The transcript has 2 exons. The coding region runs from base 1 to 651 and encodes 216 amino acids. Gene Ontology annotation, molecular function: structural constituent of ribosome; RNA binding.